Molecule: messenger RNA, 549 nt
Organism: Arvicola amphibius (Eurasian water vole)
Lineage: Eukaryota; Metazoa; Chordata; Mammalia; Rodentia; Cricetidae
Gene: Cep15
Product: chromosome 12 C3orf14 homolog
Exons: 5
Coding region: 166-549 (127 amino acids)
Source: RefSeq, a predicted model, not a curated record
GCCACGCCCAGGUCCUGCGCAGGCGUGUUUCGCGGCGCCUUCCCGGAAGAGCUCGGCGGUGGGCGCGGGGUGGCCGCGACCCGUGGGUCGUGGGGCCGGCGGGCCGAGGUGGAGGACACUAUUCAGGGGAGAGCCAGAAAGCUUAUAGCCCAGCUUUGAUUAAAGAUGACUUCCUUGUUCACUCAAGAAAUCCACCUUUCUAAAAGGCAUGAAGAAAUAGUAUCACGAAGAUUAAUGUUACUUCAGAAAAUGAGGAAUAAUUUUGGUGAUCAAAACACAGGCAGGGCAUGUCUCCUCCAAGCCACUGAGACUGCUCUAAAGAGGAACCUCAGUCUCUUGCAGGACACAGAAGCUGCAGAGAGGUCUUUACAGGCCAGUCUUAAGCCACACCCACAGCCUGCAGUGCGGUCUCUUGAGACUCGUUACUGGGCAUCAGUAGAAGAACAUGUCCCCAAAUGGGAACAGUUCCUUUUGGGAAGAGCCCCAUACCCGAUUGGUGGUGAAAAUCAAAAUGAGGCAGGAAACACCAUUCAAAAUGAGUCACAGUGA